GUGGUGUUUAUGUUCUGCUGUGAAUUGUUCUGUGUACGGGAGAAGCGUUUCUUUUCUUUUUUUUUUUGUGCGGAUCUUGUCGUCUAAACCGAGAAAUAUCAACGAAAGUUUAUUUCAGCAACACAUGCGACGAAGCCUGGUGGAAUGUCAUUGAAGUAUAUUUGUCAUGGACAGCUUACCAGACGAGAUAUUGCUACAUAUAUUUUCGUAUCUUAAUAUGAAGGAUCUGGUUUUCUCCGCCCAAUAUGUGUGUCGGCGUUGGUUAAGAGUGUCUCGUGACGACGCACUAUGGCAAGAUAAGCUGUAUAAUCCUUCUGACGAAUCCGAACCAGAGAUUUUGGUGCGUUUGCAGAAAAUGCCAAGUUUACGAGCUUUUCAUUUGCAUAGAAGACCAACAGACGUUAUCCUGGAGACUUUAUCGUCGUGCUGCAAGAAUCUUGUAGAAUUGGACAUCAGCUGCUUAGAAAUAAGUUCCUAUCCGACCAUUAACUAUUCCACACUUUACAAAUUAGUAGUGCAUUGUCCAAAUAUAGAAAUGCUCAGUAUACCAGAUACUCUUGUUACUUUUGACGAAUUCUCAAAUGUGAUAGCGAGAUGGAAAAAGCUAACAGAGCUUGAAAUUGUUGGUGCAGCAAAGAAGCCCUUAUCCCUUCGACCAAUCGGCGAUGGGUGCCCAUCGUUAAAGCAUAUUGGCCUCUAUUCUGGCUAUUACAGGAACGAAGAUUUGGAGUAUGUGUUACGCAAGAAACGUGAUACAAUUGUGUCAGUGGUGUUGCCAUGGAGUGUUGAGGAAGGAAAGAGCACAAUACCAGUUCUAAAAGUAUGCUGUGAAAAGAUUGAGGCGCUUAAAAUUUGUGACUACAGGGAAGUAAUGGUUCAAGAAUCUCUCGAUACAUUAGUCUCUCUUGUACAUUUGAAGAAGCUGUGGAUGUACGGUCUAGAAAACCUGAGUGUACAGAAAUUGAUGCCAGUGUUUGAGGGUGGCAAUCUUUCCAAUCUGGUGAUGUUGGAUCUGAGUUACUAUGAGUCACUGGAUGACAGGUUGGCACAAACUAUUUGCAUAAAAUGCCCUUUAUUACAACAGCUAUCGUUCCAUUGUUCCUGUCUCCUAACAGGCGAAGGCUUAAGAUUUAUAAGCAGCUUGAAAAAGCUUGUAUUUUUAGACUUAUAUUGGUGCUCAGGUAUUACAGAUGAUGGCAUUGUAUUCGUUGUAGAAUGCCAGACAUUGAGAGAUCUUAAUAUAGCUGGAUGUGUGCAACUCACAGAAUACAGCAUGCAAAUGUUGGUGACACUUCAUCAGUUGAGAUCACUGAUUCUUUCAGGAUGCACUGUAAAAGGUUUACCAUUCAGGUCUUUUCCUACACAUUUACCAUUCUUACGAAAACUUGAUCUCAAAUAUUGUGAGGAAGUUGAUAUUGAAGCACUGAAUGAGCUUGAGUUACAGAUGCCAAAUCUGUCAGUUGAAAGAAUGGUAUGACUAUAAUUUCAGUUUCUGCAGAGAAACAUUUCAUCAUUUCUUGGAAUGAUGGAAGUUGUGAGCCAUCAUAUUUGUCUGAUAUUUCAGAAAUGUGAAUAAAUUUAUUAUAUCAUAUUGAUAAUUACAUAGUUUGUUGCCUUCAUAAGUUAUCUGAUUUUUAGUUGUAAAAAGAAAUAUUUAAUAUGAUUUAUGAACUCUUUCAAGCAUUCUGGUCAGUAGCCAUGUGAUGGUUUUGUUGAGCUUUAAGUUUCUUGUUCUUUCAAUUACUUGCUCAACAUUUAAUGAUUAUAUGUGUUUAAUUUAUAGUAGGAACCAUUUAGUGGUAGUCUGUGAAAUUUGUAUUCGCACCGAAAUUCUUCUCAAUUUAAAUAUACAACAGAUAUUAUAGUCUGAGUGCUUAAGUUAUUUUAUACCCUCUUUGUUACUCGUGGUUUAAGAGUGAUAGCUUUAUAACCAAAAUAGUUCAUCACACGGUAGCAGGGGGAUGGAAAAGAUUUUAGAGCCUCAGAGAACUAGAUGUAGUGAGUUGCAAAAAGUUGAAAUGAUGAUUUGGGGUAUGGUCCAUUUUUCUCUACAAUCUUCAGCAAGAAAAGCUAUUGUAUACUGCAAAAUAAUAAUCUGCUUUGAAGUAUUCUUGAGUAGUGGCUCAUCCUGAAAAUUGAGAUAAAUGUUAAAUUUGAAGUACUACUGCUUUUAGUUGGUACUGCACAUGAGAGACUACUGGAAACUUAACAGGUAGCAAUUGGCCUGAUAUGUUCACACAAAAAAGAGAAUAUUCUUUUGAGGCUGCGAAAUAUAAAAAUAAUUAGAAGAUUUUUAGAAUGCAUACGUUCCAUAGACAUAAACACAGCAAGCUUCCAAUUAUUCGGGUGUGGGUUAUCCAGUUUUUGAGUUAUCCUGGCACAGAAAAAACAUAAAAAAAUAUAAAAAUAUGAAGUUUUCUGUUAUAAUUAGACUGAAUGUUUUCUUUUAAAGUGCAAUACAAACCUUUGGGUGUGAAGAUGUGGUGAUAAUAUCUGUGAAUAAUUAAAUGGUGAUCCUGAGGUUUGGUAUUUGGGCAGCUAAGUGACAUGGAUGGCAUAAACAGAAUGUUUGGUAGAGGAAGAGAGCAAAGACUAAAUGAUCAAUGAACUUGUAAUUGUGCACACAGAGGCUUUAAAAUGCAUUAGUUUGUUAUUGGAGGACAUAGGACUCAGUUUGCGUGACUGUAUAGAUUUUUUUCUCUUACUCUCCCGAGAAUGAUGAUGGUAACUGUUAUCAUGAGAAGUGAAUGAAAAACAGAAAAGCAAAUGUUGGACCACCAUUUCUUUCACAAGGUGCUUUAAUGCUCCUAACGAUCUGUGGUUCUUUACACGGCAUCCUUUCUGAUUAGCGUAUGUGGGAAGCUAUUUUCAAAUAAUAUGAAUUUAUCGUGCAGUACAUUAAAUUUUUUGUUGGCAUUUGGUUCAUUAUGAAUUUCAUCCCAUGUCAUCUCUUUAAACGAUUGUUUAAAACAUUUGUUCUGUGUUCAUUAAUCCACACUAGUACUUUGGAGGGUACUUCUCGUACCACUAACCGGUCCCCCUUCCCAGUUCCAUUCACGAAUUGUCCAAGUGAAGAAUGAUUGUCAGUAAGCCUCUGAAUUUGCUCGAACGUCUUGAAUUAGUUUCCUAACUGAUUUUCUCUCAGAAGUAUCUAUACCGUAAGGCAUUAUCUAUCAGUGCAUUAUGGUCAGAGACAGCAUUUGUUACUGUGUAUACAGUUAUUUUUUUAGUUUGAGCUUUAUUAAAUGAAACCUUGUCAAAUUGGGUCAUACUGUCUUUAUGCACCCAUCUUGGAAUGUUAUUUACUGUGAUCAAGUUGCGAGAUCCAAAUAAGGUUUUCAGAUCAUUUUUCAUAUAAGAAUCCUUUAGAAAAGCCACACUGAAAUCACCACAGACUAUGAAGUGCUUGCUUCUGUCUGACAAAUAGCAUAGCAAGAAAUCUUUCUUUCUUAUAAAGAGUUCAAAAUUCUCCAGUGGGGACCUUACACAAUUUUUCACUAUUAAUUCACAGGUAGCACGCAUUUCUAUGUACUGUUGCUGCCAAAUCAGCUUAUCCAAUGUUUUUAACUUUGUGUUCUGCCUUAAUAUAUGUAACAACUCCUCCUCCUCCUGUAUUAGUUCAACAUGAGUAAAAUGCUAUAGUGUAAUUUCUUAUGUUUAACUUUUCUAACCCUAAUUUCCUACGUUUAACUUUUCUAACCCUGUGUUUGUGGUGCUCAGAUGUCUAUGUUUUCAGAGCUGCAAAAGUUUUCCAAACUCGCAAAAGCUCUUCCAUAUGAUAUUCUGAUGAAAUAAGCUAACCUUACUGUACUUUUCUAUGCAUUCUUAAGCAUUUUGUGGUGCUCUUCAGUUAUUAUGGUUUUGUAAAUAGGUAUCGGUUUCGGGAUUAAAGGUGUAAGUUAUCCUUCAAUAAAUAUGUAAAAUUUAGCAUGUUUUGUAAACACACCCCUAACACCAGAUACCAGUAAAAAUGUGUAAUCUGUAUUAUCUGUGUUUUUUUUGUUAUUCACACUACUUUUGUGCCUUAGAACACAGUGCAAGUGGCAAUUUACAGUUGUCACUUUUUAUUAACUAGCAACACAGACUAGUGCUUUGUAUUGCAUUAUCAGUGUGCGAUAUUUUUGAGUCUGACUAUUAUCACAGUGAAGAUCUAGCAUAUUAAAAAAAUAUAUAUAUUGGUUCUAAUGCUCGGAAAUGUCUUUGUAAUGUAUAACAUAUGUAUGUCAUUGGUAAUUCGUUAACAAGUUUUCUAACAAUAUUGAAUACCAUGUCUGAAGACAUAAAGCAAAGAACUGUGAACAAGAGGAUUUACUGUUGUGUUUCCAUUGUAUAUUUUUGAAUAUUGUGUUUUUGGAUGAAGUUUCGUACAAAAAAAAUAUUAAUUAAGAGUGUGAAAAAGAGGAAUGAUCAACUUGUAUUCUCUUCUUGUUGUAUUAUUCUUUGUUUGGACAUUUCUGGUAAAUUUUAUUGGUUGA
This is a messenger RNA of Schistocerca piceifrons (Central American locust), 4475 nucleotides long. RefSeq names its product F-box/LRR-repeat protein fbxl-1-like. Gene Ontology annotation, cellular component: SCF ubiquitin ligase complex. Lineage: Eukaryota; Metazoa; Arthropoda; Insecta; Orthoptera; Acrididae. The transcript is spliced from 2 exons. Gene Ontology annotation, molecular function: protein binding. The coding region runs from base 167 to 1477 and encodes 436 amino acids. The record is from RefSeq and is a predicted model, not a curated record. Gene Ontology annotation, biological process: SCF-dependent proteasomal ubiquitin-dependent protein catabolic process.